Molecule: messenger RNA, 267 nt
Organism: Symbiodinium sp. CCMP2592
Lineage: Eukaryota; Dinophyceae; Suessiales; Symbiodiniaceae
Source: the annotation of a GenBank genome assembly
AUGCAUCGCGAGCCAACGGCUCCAUUAGUUAACAAAAGACGCAUCGAGGACUUGCUCAAGGUUCUCAAGCGCAUGACCCUCAACGACAACAUCACGGCUUUCGAAGAUGUCCUCCCAGAGCGGGUGCUUCAGUCGUUCCAGGACUUACGCCAAGCCUGUGCCUUGACGUGUGAUGCCUCGCUGACGUCUCCCAAAGCCGAGAGAUCCUUGAAGGAAGCUCUUGAGGACUUCCCUCUUCGGGCUCCGGCUUUAAGCUGGUUUCUCUGA